GAGCCGUUCGGACUCUCCAGAUAGAACAACCUGCCUUGAACAUUGUCCUCCAUAGGUCCAUCUUAGCCCUGGGACAAUUAUUUCCCAUCAUUUAAUAUUUUCCUAGCCUCAGGCCGCAGAUGGCGAGAUCGAGAACCCGGGUUUAAACAAUUGUCUCUCCCUCAUCCCUCCCGAGUCAUCCUCGUAUGUGGCCCGUCUGCUCUUAAGUUAUUUCAACCAUCAUCCAGCCCUUGGUCUUUUCUCCCUCCUACAUAUCCAACAUCCAACAUCCAACACCCCUCGGUCAUACCUACACGUUCGAACCCGAAUACGUCCUCCAGUCUUUGACAAUGAGCGAGCAAGAGCAACCAAUGGUCUCCCACGGCCGUGGAGGCCAGGGCAACAUCGGCCAUGAUUCCACACAAUACGUCGAUGGCGAGAUCGUCCGCGAGGGCGUUUACGGUGAUCAAGGUGACGGCGCAUACUCAGCCGGCCGUGGCGGCGUCGGUAACAUCGGAUCCCCCCGCGUCCGCCCAACUUCCAAAGUCCCCCACGACUCGGAGAUGAUUCCCGAGCUGGCGGUGCGCAACUCUUCGGAUGAAACCUAUCAUGUCGGCCGCGGUGGCCAGGGUAACGUCCACCUCGACGAUGCCGCCCGCAAGGAGAAAGAAGAGAAGAAGAAGAAUCCCGCUCACGAGGGGUUGGCGGAUAAAUUGAAGCAUAAGCUGAUGGGGCGGAAGUAAGGGGGUCUUAUUUUUCUGACUCUUUGUGGGAGAAGCUAGAUAUUUGUUGGUCCCCAUAUCAGAAGGAGAUCGCUGUGGAUUGGAUUUCAGGAUUGUGGUGGAGGAAUUUGUUGAUCUUUUGAUUCCCAUUGUUGUUUUGAUUUUGUUGAGAAUUUUCUUUUAGAGGGAGGUGGGUAGUUUAUUCGGGUUAAUGAGAGAGAGAGAGAGAGAGUUUGGUUAUAAUGAUAUCUUGACGUUGACUUGAA
Molecule: messenger RNA, 967 nt
Organism: Penicillium brasilianum
Lineage: Eukaryota; Fungi; Ascomycota; Eurotiomycetes; Eurotiales; Aspergillaceae
Source: the annotation of a GenBank genome assembly